Molecule: messenger RNA, 1273 nt
Organism: Amphibalanus amphitrite
Lineage: Eukaryota; Metazoa; Arthropoda; Thecostraca; Balanomorpha; Balanidae
Exons: 1
Coding region: 163-1224 (353 amino acids)
Cellular component (GO): membrane
Molecular function (GO): ligand-gated monoatomic ion channel activity
Source: RefSeq, a predicted model, not a curated record
UUUAACAGGGAGGGUGUCAUCACUGGCGGGUUUUUCGGCUCUCUGUUUCUAAUUUUACAGGAACAACUGGGAUUCAGCUACUCGCUACACGCCGUCAACGAGUCGGCUGAAAUCAGCGCCUGGGACCAGGCCGUCCAGCUGCUCCACCGGGGUGAGGGCGACAUGUUCGGCGGGUGGCUGAUGAUGAGCAACGCUCGCGCCGCUCUCAUCGACUUCUCCUUCCCUCUGGUGUCGGACCUGGCGGGUGCCGCGAUCGACAGUCGGUACACGCUCACCCUGACCGAGUUCCAGGUCACCCAGCCGCUGGAGACGCCCGUGUGGACGGCGCUGCUCGUCACCCAGCUGCUGGCCGUGCUCGUCCUCUGCCUCAUCGCCCGCUGCCAGCAGCGCAUUCGCAGCGCGUCGGGCGAGCCUUCGGACGCGGCGGAGCCGUCGUUCUGGGCGCUGAUUGUGCUGGGCGUCAGCUGUCAGCAGGGCGCCGCGGUGCGCUCCGACACGGCCAACUCCUACCGGGUGGCCAUCACGGCCCUCUACUGGGCCUCGCUCUUCAUCGUGGCCUGCUACUCGGGAAACCUGCUGGCAGAGAUGACGAUGGCGCGGCGCGUGAUGCCGUUCGACAGUCUGCAGGAGGCGCUCGAGCAGGGCUGGCAGUUUACGGAGCCCGGCCUCACCGACGCCUUACGCGAGAGAGUGCUUCAGCCGCUGAUGGGCAGUGACAUCGACCGCCUGCCGAUGGUCUCUGCAGGACCUCGGGAAGGGCGCAACAUCUUCAUGACCACGGGGGCGUAUAUCGGGCUGGACUAUAGCUGCGGCCGGGACGGGCGGCACAGCGCCUGUCCCGUAUGCCUUUACCCGGGCGCCACCGUCCAUGUGCCGAUGGCAAUGUCGUUCCGGCCCAACUUUCAGUACCUGCAGCUGAUGAACGACCUACUGGUGCGGAUGGCGGAGCACGGGCUGGCGAUGAGGGAGUUCUACCACUGGACUGGCUGGCGCCCGGAGGACGCGCUCUGCCAGGUCGGCACCGUGGACUUUCAGCACAUGGAAAACAAGCCGCUCACCAUCUCCAACCUGUGGAGCGUGGUCGCCAUCCAGGGCCUGGGCUUGAUGGUCGCCACUGCGGUGCUUGUCUGCGAGAGGCUGCUGUUCCUGGUAUGGAACUUCCAUGACAAACGAGUAAAACGGCGUUCCUACUCGUACCUGACUCGGCAGCUGAGAAGAAUGUGAUAGCUCUAGAGAUAAGUGACAGGAAAUGAUCAGUUUGACGGAAAUCAUC